AAAUCGAAACUCCUCUUUACCAUCGAUCGUUGACGCUAAAGAAGAAAGGCUUUACAGAGAGAAACUGUAUCUUUGUGGGGUGGUUUAAUCAAUUAGCGAGGACCUGAGAGUCUCAAAGCUUCAUCUCAUACGCAAACAACAGGUUGUUUUUAUCAAAGCGUCGUCUCAAAGCUUUGCUCGAUUAACCGCCACGUCGUUUUAUCAAUUGAGCGGUUAUGGCUGAGCCAUCGUCGUCUUUAUCGCCAUCAAUGGACGAGCUGAUUCAGCUCGUCAAGCGCCUCGGAACCUAUCUCGCCCUCAAGAUGUCCAAUCUCUCCUCGAUCUCUCUCCAAAAGCUGGAUCCACGAUCUGUUGGGGCCAUUGUAGGGCUUGCUGUUGCAUUUAUCUUUACCUAUAGGUUGAUGAGAUCACCUUUACCGCCUCCAAGAAGACAACCGAAACAUCAAGCUCCUACAACUAGUAGCACUGCUAUCAGUACCCAGUCAAAUAUAACAUUGACGCCUUCUGGAGUUUCUUCAUCGUCAGAGGAUUUAAGAGCACAGAAUGCUCUUGAUGAGUUUUUCCAGCCAGUGAAGCCAACAUUGGGGCAAAUAGUUAGGCAGAAACUGAAUGAAGGUAGAAAGGUAACAUGUCGUUUACUUGGAGUGAUCCUUGAGGAAAGCAGUCCAGAGGAGCUGCAGAAACAAGCAACUGUAAAGUCCUCUGUGUUGGAUGUGCUAUUGGAGAUUACCAAAUUUUGUGAUCUUUAUCUCAUGGAGAGAGUUAUUGAUGAUGAAAGCGAAAAAAAUGUUCUUCUGGCUUUGGAAAAUGCAGGGAUUUUCACUUCCGGGGGUUUGGUGAAGGACAAGGUUCUCUUUUGUAGCACAGAGAAUGGGAGGACAUCUUUUGUUCGGCAACUAGAACCAGAUUGGCAUAUCGACACAAAUCCUGAAAUAGUUUCUCAGUUAGCCAGGUUCAUCAAAUACCUGCUCCACGUAUCCCUGUCAAGCUGAAUGGACUGCGGGUAAGGUCUUCAGUUCUCCAUCCUUGGAACACUUCUUCGGAUGCGUUUGACACACCAACUGGUAAAAGAAAGAGA
Molecule: messenger RNA, 1078 nt
Organism: Hibiscus syriacus
Lineage: Eukaryota; Viridiplantae; Streptophyta; Magnoliopsida; Malvales; Malvaceae
Product: peroxisome biogenesis protein 22-like
Exons: 8
Coding region: 216-992 (258 amino acids)
Biological process (GO): peroxisome organization
Source: RefSeq, a predicted model, not a curated record